UAUAUAUAUACGAGCUUUGCUAUAAAUAUAUGCCCCAUUACUUCCAUAUUUGCUCCAUUAAUUGAGGAAUCAUAUCGGAGCUCUAGCAUUGUUUUUGAGGAAUCAUCAUGAAUGCUUUAGCAGCAACCAAUAGAAACUUUAAACUUGCAGCUCGUCUCCUAGGCUUGGACUCCAAACUUGAGAAGAGUUUGCUCAUCCCAUUUCGAGAAGUCAAGGUUGAGUGUACAAUACCAAAAGAUGAUGGCUCCUUGGUAUCUUUCGUCGGAUUCCGAGUUCAACAUGAUAAUGCUAGAGGCCCCAUGAAAGGUGGAAUCAGAUACCAUCCUGAGGUUGAUCAUGACGAGGUGAAUGCAUUAGCACAACUGAUGACAUGGAAAACAGCAGUUGCAAACAUACCAUAUGGUGGAGCCAAAGGAGGGAUAGGGUGCAACCCUGGGGAGCUGAGCGUUUCUGAACUCGAAAGGCUCACUCGCGUUUUUACUCAGAAAAUUCAUGACCUCAUUGGAGUCCAAAUUGACGUACCUGCCCCUGAUAUGGGAACCGGUCCCCAGACGAUGGCUUGGAUUCUUGACGAAUACUCAAAGUUUCAUGGCUACUCACCUGCUACCGUUACCGGAAAACCAGUUGACCUUGGAGGAUCUUUAGGCAGAGAUGCAGCCACAGGAAGGGGGGUUCUGUUUGCAACAGAAGCUUUACUUAAAGAGCAUGGGAAGUGCAUUGCGGGGCAGCGCUUCGUUAUACAGGGAUUUGGAAAUGUUGGUUCGUGGGCUGCUCAGCUCAUAAGUGAGGAAGGCGGGAAGGUUGUAGCGGUCAGUGAUGUCACUGGAGCUAUAAAGAAUGAGAAAGGGUUAGACAUUACUGCUUUGAUGAACCAUGUGAAAGAGAACCAUGGUGUGAAAGGGUUUCAUGGUGGGGAUGCAGUGGAUCCAAACUCUAUACUGGUUGAAGACUGCGACGUUCUAAUUCCAGCUGCUCUUGGAGGUGUCAUUAACAGGGAGAAUGCAAAAGACAUCAGAGCCAAAUUUAUUAUUGAGGCUGCUAACCAUCCGACUGAUCCAGAAGCAGAUGAGAUUUUAGCAAAUAAAGGGGUUGUCAUUUUGCCAGACAUUUAUGCGAAUUCAGGUGGAGUUACUGUGAGCUAUUUUGAGUGGGUUCAGAACAUUCAAGGGUUUAUGUGGGAUGAGGAGAAAGUGAAUGCAGAGCUUCACAAGUAUAUGACCAGAGGAUUGACAGGUGUGAAGGAUAUGUGCAGAACUCACAACUGUGAUCUCCGUAUGGGUGCGUUUACACUAGGAGUUAGCCGAGUCGCCCGGGCUACGCUUCUUAGGGGAUGGGAAGCAUGAGAAGGAUAGAGAUGUGUUUUUUAUCUUUUCUUUUGGAAUGUAACAGGCAGUAAACACUGUUUACUUUGCCAUGCAGCGCUUCUUCAUCUUUUUGCAUUUCCUCAUGAAUAACCGACUUUUUACUUUGCCAGAUCAUUCCCUCAGACUAUUCAAAAUGGGGUCACGCUUAUUUAAGUGUGAAUGAUAAAAAUGUUCUCUCAUUUUCCAAG
Messenger RNA from Cuscuta europaea, 1552 nucleotides. Lineage: Eukaryota; Viridiplantae; Streptophyta; Magnoliopsida; Solanales; Convolvulaceae. The record is from the annotation of a GenBank genome assembly.